AUUAAAAUGAAUAUUUACCCGUGAAGGCUUCGUGCUUCCAACUCAUGAUUUCACUCGAAUGACAAUAUACUAGUUACUCGAAUAGAAUGUUUAAACUCACACGUGAUCCCCACACCGGUAAGUUAGAAUGGAGUGUACUUCAUAACAGUGCAGAUGAUUCUGAAGAUACAGUCGGAGGUCUUGAAAGUGAGAUUGCUCUUUCGUCGUAUGGUGACAUGCUCCAUGAUGAAGACAGAAAUAACAAGUAUGCGGAGGCCAUUACCAAGGCUGUUCGGUCACUGACAGACCUUAAAGACGGAAAAAGUAAAAUUCAUUGUGUGGAUAUUGGCACUGGAACUGGCUUACUGGCGAUUCUAGCUCUCAAUAGCGGAGCUGAUCUUGUCACUGCUUUCGAGUCUUUCCUACCGAUGUAUCAAAUUGCAUCUCAAACGCUAUUGGACAACGGAAUUGACCAAUCAAGCGUCGAAUUAGUUCCAAGAUGCUCCAAAGAUGUCAAACGAAGUGAACUUUCACUCAAAGAGGAAGUUAAUUUAAUAGUUGCUGAAAUAUUUGACACUGAAUUGAUCGGCGAAGGUUGUCUCAGUACAUUUAUACACGCGAAGAAAGAGUUAUUAACUACUUAUAAACAGAGCGAUGAUUACAAAUUUGUUCCUCAUUCGGCAAAAGUUUUCGUGAUUACCUUCCAAUCGAAAUUCAUUAGGAAGUUUUUGAGAAUCGAAAGAGCAUUUGGAGAAAGUUAUUUUGGGUCGUAUUUCAAGAAUGUUCAAAGUUGUUCAGGACUUGCCUCGCCUUUAGAGCUUCAAUUCGCGCAUUUAUUGGAAUCGGAUUAUUUGAAAGAUGAUUUUAUCGAACUAUCAAAACCCAUCGAGGUUUUUGAUUUCAAUUUUUCGAACCUUUCGGAGGAAAAUUUAGAGGAGAGCAAAGAAAUAGAUAUUCAAUGUACGAAUUCAGGUUCAAUUGACGGUCUGUUGUUUUAUUGGAAGCUAUUUAUGAAUGAUGAUUCGGCAGAAAAUGACUGUGAUUCAAUUAUUUCUACAUCUCCUUUUAAGGACAGUUUCAGAGAUCUGAAAGUCCCCUGGCGUGAACAUUGGAUGCAAGCUGUUUACUGUCCGAAAAAUGCUAUAAAAGUUGAAAAAGGGAAACACAUUAAGCUGAAAUGUAAUCACGAUGAAUACAAUUUCUGGUUUGAUAUUAAUUCUGUUUCGGAGCCAGAAAAAUUCACAGACAACGAAAUCAAUCCCCCAUCUUGUUUUUGUGGAGUGCAUAUUUGCCUUAAUCGAAAUCGGUUUCUGCUAGCCAACGAUAUUGAUUACUUCGAGAAAUACCGAAAAGCUCUUUUGACUUACAAUUUGAGCUCAAAAACUGUUUUACUGGUAGGAAACUUCAACCUAUUACUUGAUUUAAUUCUUUCCUUGAAACCCGCUAAACUUUUAAUUUACGAAGAAAACACACUUUGUUUGAAAACUUUACGAAAAAUUAUUAAGUGCAAUAGUAUACCAAAUAUUGAAGUUGAAUUCCUACAAAUAUUGCCACAAAGCUUUGAAGUUGAUUUCAUUAUUGGCGAACCUUAUUUUAUGUCGUCGGAAUUACCGUGGCAUAAUGUCCUAACUUUUCGACAAAUAGUAAAGUUUGUUCAAAAAAAUUCUAGCCAACCCUUUCGAGUGAUUCCUUCAAAAGCAGUUUUAAAAUGUGCGCUUGGACGAACGACUAAUUUGCAUAAAAUUCGUGAACCGAUUUCAGGAUCAAUUCAUGGAAUCAAUUUACAAGCAUUUAAUCAAGUCAUGACUAAGGUAUCAAAAUCUGCCUUUGCAAAUGUUGAAAGUCAUCGAUUAUUUCAGUACGAAACUUUUCUUCACACAAAACCAAAAACAAUUCAUGAAUUCGAUUUGAGUUCCGAAGUAAACGAAGAGAGUUGGAGCUAUCAAUUUGACCUGAAAAAUAUUCUAUCGGAGAAGAAAAACCGUUGUGUGUCAAAUUGUUUAUUCCUAUGGAUGGAAUAUGAAUUGAUUAGUUCGCAAACAAGUGGCGAUUGUGAAUGCAAAAAUGUUGUCAUAUCGGAGGGUCUUUUGGAUCAGUUGGAUCAAGGAGAUAAUUUCGACGAUAGAAAUCAAACUGAUAAAAAUACUAACUGGAAUCCCGUGUAUAAGCAAGCUGUUAGCUGGGUUGAUUCAAAUUCUACGCAAAUCAUUCAGAUUGAAUAUUUUUAUGAUACAAAUGAAAUAAAUAUCAAGUUGGAAAAAUGAACUGAAAAAAAAUUAGGCAACUCUUAUCUCAAUUUCAAUAAAAUUUUUUAUUGAUGA
Symsagittifera roscoffensis is the source of this 2300-nucleotide messenger RNA. Its product is annotated as protein arginine N-methyltransferase 7-like. The record is from RefSeq and is a predicted model, not a curated record. The coding region runs from base 87 to 2243 and encodes 718 amino acids. The transcript is spliced from 3 exons. Lineage: Eukaryota; Metazoa; Xenacoelomorpha; Acoela; Convolutidae. Gene Ontology annotation, biological process: peptidyl-arginine methylation. Gene Ontology annotation, molecular function: protein-arginine omega-N monomethyltransferase activity.